Messenger RNA from Danaus plexippus (monarch butterfly), 3318 nucleotides. RefSeq names its product ATP-dependent RNA helicase DHX30-like. The record is from RefSeq and is a predicted model, not a curated record. The coding region runs from base 142 to 3306 and encodes 1054 amino acids. Gene Ontology annotation, cellular component: intracellular anatomical structure; cytoplasm; nucleus. NCBI's taxonomy places the organism in Eukaryota, Metazoa, Arthropoda, Insecta, Lepidoptera, Nymphalidae. The transcript is spliced from 22 exons. Gene Ontology annotation, molecular function: ATP binding; G-quadruplex RNA binding; DNA helicase activity.
AUAAUAUUUAAAAUUUUAUUAUUAAGACAAAAAUUAAGUCUCCGAUAUAAAAGACAAUUAAAAAUUUAAACUACUCUGUGUGUAUUAAUUCAGCACGUGUAUAUAACCUAAGACAUUGAAGAAAUAAAUAAAUAUUAGACAAUGUUUGUACGAAGAUAUUUCAGAUCAGUAAAUCCUAGUCCAUUACUCUCUGAGUAUAAUUCCUAUAGAAGUGGAUACAAAGGAAUUAAAUUAUGCCAGGAAAGUAAACUGGUAAAUUACAGUUCCAAUGUACAAAUUAAAGAAUGUUUAUUCCAAAAUUAUAGCAUAGGAACAAUAUAUUCAAAAAGAUAUUACUCAAAGAAAUUUAUUGAAGAACUAUUUCAUGAACAAAACAGUGAAAAUGAAAAAAAAUUUUCAAAAGACCUAUUCAGCAAUCCACGAGCUACACUCAACGAACUCGCAUCUAAGGUCCCAGAGAAAAUAUUUGACAUACAUUUCAAACAAACUAUUGUCGCACCUAAAGGUAUCAAGAAAAAACCCAUACAAAAUGACUGGAUAUGCACAUACACAUUUAUUUGGCCAGAAAAGAUGAAAUUUGAAAGUGCAGCGAUAUCUAAACGACAGGCAGCUGACAAAUCGGCCACACAAGCAUUACAUUGGCUUUAUAAUAAUAAACGUAUAGAUAUCAACGGUAAACCUAUUUACAACGAGAACACGCUCAAGGAAUUACAGAGCACAUUAAAUAAUCCGUUAAAUGCAUCAAUCAGUGAGAAUUCGUUAGAACGUAUCACAAGGAUUUGGGAAGAUUAUGAAAGAGAUAUAAAGCACAUCUAUGAACGGACAUUUGAUGAAGCUAAACAAGCUUUGAAUGUUACGACGAUUCACAAAGAUUCAACUUUAGAUGAGACAGAUUGUUCUGAAGAUGUGUCAGAACAGGAGAACAUAGCGGAUGAACUAACAGAUACAAGAACAAACAUACAUCCAGUUUUCGGGAAACCGGUGAAGCCCACGGCACAAGCGUUAGCGAGACGCGAGCGAACACUGAGACACACAUUCAAAAAUUACGACGAACAGUUAACACCGCUACCUAUAGACGAGUAUUCCAAUGACAUUACAUCAGCGUUGGAUGACAGUCGCGUGUUAGUAAUAAUUGGGGCUGCUGGGUGUGGAAAAUCGACUAGAGCACCUGUCGCAGUCCUAAGACAGCUCUGCGACAAAAUGAACGCAAUCGUGUCGCAGCCGCGACGUGUCGCAGCUAUCGGGCUUGCGCAACGCGUGUCUGACGAGUUAGGCGAAAAGGUCGGUGAAACUGUUGGUUAUCAAGUCCGUUUGCAGUCUGUGCCACCCAGACCUCCCGGCGGCGCCAUCUUGUAUUGCACUUCCGGUGUCUUAUUAAAGAGGUUGCAGAAUAAUCCAGGUCUUGAAGGUUGUACCCACGUGUUCAUAGACGAAGCACACGAGAGAGAUGUUAAUACAGAUAUAACGCUGUUGCUACUGAGACGGGCCUUGGACAUAAAUCGGCACCUGAAGGUGAUCGUCAUGAGCGCCACCCUUGAUACAGGAGUCUUUACUAGAUACUUCGACGACUGUCCGGUCAUCCAGGUCCCCGGGAGAACAUUCCCGGUUGAAAUUUCGCAUUUACCAGAUAUAGAGAAAAGAUUCAAUAUAAGACUACCCUCAAGCUUGGAGAGCUGCAGAAAAGUUGGAAAGCCACAGAUCAAUUGCCAAGAAAUAGUCCAAGUCAUUAAAUCCAUAGACAAUACUUGUCCCGAGGGCGCCAUUCUAGUGUUCCUCCCCGGCUGGGCCGAAAUCAAGCAAACUCAGCAGCUAUUACAGGACCAGUUCAAGGAUUCGCCUCUACACAUGAUAUUGCCGGUACAUUCAAGGCUAUCAACAUCAGAACAAACGAAGAUAUUCUCAAAGUGCCUCGGUAUCCGCAAGAUAGUACUAGCCACUAACAUAGCCGAGACAUCUAUAACCAUACCUGACGUGGUUCACGUCAUAGACAGCGGGAUACACAGGGAGAAUAGACUGCGAGAUACUACUAAUAUCAGUAGCUUGGAAACAGUUUGGGCGUCUAAAGCUAGCUGUACACAGAGAGCGGGGCGAGCGGGGCGUGUUAAACCCGGUCAUUGUUACAAAAUGUAUACCAAAGAAAAGGAAGAAGAAUUCCAAGCUCACACUACUGCGGAGAUAUUGAGAGUCCCCUUAGAACAAACUGUAUUGGAUUGUAAAACCUAUGCCCCAGAUGAUAGAGUCGAAGAUUUCUUAUCUCAACUCCCGGAACCGCCGAGCGAUAAGGCGGUUCGAUUUGCGGUCAAUGACCUCGUGGAUUUGGGUGCGCUCAACCAUAACCAAAAAUUGACUCGCCUGGGCGCAAUACUAUCAAGGGUCAGCAUACACCCGCGUUUGUGUUUCAGCGUUUUAAGCGCUGCGUUUAUUGGCAAUAUAAUAGCGGGCGUGCGGACCGCUCUCGUCACGGAACAAGAGUUCUUCGAAGACUCCGGAGAUAGGAGGAACGUUAUCCGUGAAAUUAAACGAAGUUACAACAAGACGUCGGACUAUUCGGCCUUGUACCAUAUGAUGCAAGAGUAUGAGAUGUCUCACGACAAAGAAGAGUUCUGUACCAAAUACGGUCUGAGAAGGAGCAGUCUGAAUUAUAUUAAAGCAUUAACAAAUCAAUAUCUCCAGCAAAUACUGAGCACGGGUGUCAUAGAGGCCGCUGUCGACGCCUCGGAUCUGAAUCGCUUCUCUGACAUAGACGAGCUUGCAUCCGCCGCGCUGCUCUCGGGCUCAAAUAAGUUGCUAGUGACAAAAAAACAUAUGAAAACAAAGGGAAAGUUAGCGGCUGUGUACGGUCUGUUCACUAGCAAAGGUGAAAGAGCCCACAUAGCGAGUGACAGUGUUAAUCAUGGUAUCAUCAAAAAAAAUACAUCACAACUACUGACAUACUUCGGAGGACAUCACUCUAUAGAGAGACGAGCCCUGGUUGUCUAUAAGAGUACGCUUGUGUCACCCAUCACUGUGAUACUGUUCGCUAUGGGAGAUAUUAAUAAGAUGGAAAUCAACAAUGACGUCACAGAAUUAGCUAUACCAAGACAUAAACUGAAAAUUGAAGUGCCUACAAGCCAAGUGGAGGCCAUCUUGAAAGCGCGGGAAAUGUUGUGGAAAACGUUUCAAUAUUAUAUAGAGAGAGAUCUUAAAACAAGCGACUUCGACGAUUUAACAGAAAUAUCAAGAUUCAAAAUAAGGCUCGUGAAAUCUAUCGGAAGAAUAUUAGUCGAAGCUAACGAUGCUUCGGAUAAAGAUUGUUUAAAUAAAUAGAUAUUAUAUUUA